Messenger RNA from Schistosoma margrebowiei, 1170 nucleotides. The record is from the annotation of a GenBank genome assembly. NCBI's taxonomy places the organism in Eukaryota, Metazoa, Platyhelminthes, Trematoda, Strigeidida, Schistosomatidae.
AUGUAUAAACUAGGUCGUUUAAUACCAAGUUCAAUUAACUUUGUACAUACGGAUACAAUGUAUAAAUUGGAAAAUGUUUACCAUCUUGGCAGAGAAAAUAAUUUAUCUUCGUGUAUUGAAAUGUCAAGUGAAUGUAUUUCCAAUGAAUUAAAUGAACGUGAUAAAAGUCUUCUUAAAGAGCUUGGUCAAUUGGACGAUAAUAUAUCAUUCCUUUUAAACAUGUUUAAAAGUUACCAUCCAAAGAAUAAGUCCAAUGUUUGUGAUGCUCAAAAUGCAUCAAAAUCUGACUUUAUUUCUGAGCUUCGUCAGUUAACAUAUCAUAUUUCAAAUCUUUCAAAUCAUUAUAAAACAAAUCUUUUUAAAGAUGUACAACACGACAUUUUCAAAGAACUAAGUAAAUUAGACUUAGAGUUAGAUGAUAUUUUGAGUAUGUUUACAAAUUAUUGUCAUCUUCAACAUAUCAAUAGCAAAAUGACAAACAGUACUCCAACACCUUCAAAUAAAUCUAUUACUGUUCUUAAAGAACCUUUCACGCUUAUUAUUCAGUGUAAUCCAAAUAGUCCUCCAUUAUCGGUAUUAUUGUUUUGUCACAUACUACUUAGUAACCAAUAUAAAGUAACAAUUAACUCAUUUGUACAUUCAACAGUAAAAGAGCUUCCUACAUCACUCAAAAAGUUAAUGGAAAUCCUUUCAAUUGAUAUGCAUGGUUCUUCAAGUAAUAACACAUGUUACUGGCAAAUUGACACAAAACUGUGUCUACAUUUUAUAUGGAAUUCAAGCUGUCCUGAUAUUACUGUUUCAUCCCUUGAUAAAUCUAUUACACCAAUAACGUUGUAUGGAGAAUGUAUGCUUGUACAAUUGAUUGGAAAAAUUCUAGAACCUCACAAUUUCGACCAACUCUCAUCACUUAUUAUUACUAUAGACUCAAGUUUACUAUUACUCGGAUUAUCGAUACGUAACGCUUCCCUAGAUGUAAAACAAAAGUCAUUAAAUAUUUUAAAUAACCACCCAUAUUUUGUGAAGUUCAAUCGUGAACUGCCAUCAAUCGUUGAUUGUUAUCUAUUUGUUUGUAUUAAGGAAUUGAAACUGUCAGAUGUAUUGCCAGCUAAUCUGAAAUCAUGGUUGCAGUUUUGUUCUAAAUGGAAAAGCUUUAAUUUGUUACCACUUUAA